Messenger RNA from Oncorhynchus kisutch (coho salmon), 1385 nucleotides. It is a transcript of the gene nudt7, whose product is annotated as nudix (nucleoside diphosphate linked moiety X)-type motif 7. Bases 379 to 1182 code for a protein of 267 amino acids. The transcript has 5 exons. NCBI's taxonomy places the organism in Eukaryota, Metazoa, Chordata, Actinopteri, Salmoniformes, Salmonidae. The record is from RefSeq and is a predicted model, not a curated record. Gene Ontology annotation, molecular function: coenzyme A diphosphatase activity. Gene Ontology annotation, biological process: coenzyme A catabolic process.
AUGUACAAACCACUUUUCUGUUUUUGAUUUCUUUGAAACAAGUUAUUUUUUUCAUUUCACUUCCCCAGUUUGGACUAUUUUGUGGAUGUCCAUUACAUGAAAUCCAAAUAAAAAUCCAUUUAAAUGACAGGUUGUAAAGCAACCAAAUAGGACAAAUUCCAAGGGGGUGAAUACUUUUGCAAGGUACUGUAUCAGACUCAAGUUACAAAUGCUAGUGAACACGCAAAUACAUUUAGUAAAAAAUAAAUCACAAAUCUAGUGCACUGGGCCUUUACUCGUCCUGUAUUAGAGGAUCAAGAAAGACAUCUGCAGCACAGCGCAGGACCCCCACCCCAAACUACUUCCCGGGGCGCAUGAACCUCAUUGCCUCUAGCAAGGAUGGACCUAAAAGAAAAGACAGCUGCCAUAUUGAAGCAAUAUGAAGUCGGGAGCAGAUUCUCGUACUUGCCGGUCUUGCCCAAAGCCUCGGUGUUGAUACCGCUGUUUGUGAGGGACGGAGAGGUCCACAUGCUGAUGACUCUACGCUCCCAAGAGGUGGGAAAGGGCCGUGUUGAGUGCAAUAGAGAUUGUGUCAUCUGUGGAUCUGAGUGGUCUAUCUCAUCCAAAUUGGGGCCUGCCGCUUCAGGAGGACACUCAUGUGCUAGCAAGGCAGACGUCCUGGGUUUGCACCAGCUGAGGACCAACGCAGGCGAGGUGUGUUUCCCAGGUGGGAAGAGGGACCCGAGGGACAGGGAUGACGUGGACACGGCUCUGAGAGAGGCAGAGGAGGAGAUAGGCCUUCCUCCUGACCAGGUGGAUGUGGUCUGCACACUGUUCCCCAUUAUGAACAAGAGUGGUCUGUUGGUGACUCCAGUGGUGGGGUUCAUUGAGGCCUCAUUCUCUCCUCGCCCAAACCCAGCCGAGGUCAGCGCUGUGUUCACUGUCCCUCUGGAGUUCUUCACUAGAGAGAUAGACCACUCAUCCUACAGCGCGACUGGAAUUGCUGGCUUGCUCCACAGUUUCCAGUUUCCGGACCCUAAAUCAGGCAGCCACUAUCAGAUAUGGGGCCUGACUGCCAUUUUGGCUAUACUGGUCUCUGUCCUAGCCCUCAGAAAAAAGCCUGAGUUUGAGACCGGUUUUGAUUCUGAUGACCCGGUAUCUUUCUUCCAACACAAUCUGAACAAGAGGAUCAGUAAACUAUGACAUAUCAAUGUUUUUAUUUUUUUUAACCAGAUAAUUAUAUAAUGCAAUGUAAUGAUGGAGAGAACAUAUUUUCCCUAAAAUGUUGUAACUGUAAAUGUGGAAUCAUGUGCAAUACCUACAUUCUUUACAAAAAAUGUAUUCUUACUUUGAAUGUAAUUUGUGAAUAUUGUAUAUUGAUGACAAUAAAAAAGUAUGCUAUUACA